Molecule: messenger RNA, 1226 nt
Organism: Nymphaea colorata (pocket water lily)
Lineage: Eukaryota; Viridiplantae; Streptophyta; Magnoliopsida; Nymphaeales; Nymphaeaceae
Product: pentatricopeptide repeat-containing protein At1g22830-like
Exons: 2
Coding region: 405-950 (181 amino acids)
Biological process (GO): RNA modification
Molecular function (GO): protein binding; RNA binding
Source: RefSeq, a predicted model, not a curated record
UUUCUCUUAUCCUAUUGACAAUUAUUGUAAAACCCACUCUCAUACUUUAGUUGGUUCGUUGGGGCCGUUUGAUUCUCGGGAGAGGUGAAAAGAUUUUUCCGGGUCUUUUUUUUUGCCCGUCAGGGCUUCGUCCUCACGCUCACGCCUUCGUCCUCACAAAACAAUCCAAACCAUGUAUCGAUCCUUGUUUUCCGAUUCUCAGCAGUAAACCUCUGCAGAUGCCGGUUCCUCCGAUUGAUGAUCACGGAGCGAGCCGUCGAUGGGUUGAGGAUGAGAUUAGGUAAAUUCCCCCAAUUCUGCCAUUGAAGACGAUCGAGCCACCUGCGAGGAGCCGCUUCAAUCCCCUGCCCUCCGAUGUUCCACGUCCGUCAUCUUUGUCUCCCCUCUGUGUUCGUUUGUUGAAGAUGGAAAAAAAGGAACAGCAGAUGAGUUCUACCAUUCUGAGAUCUUUAGUCUCACAACCACCCAACAGUAACGUCAGCAGAUGCGUCUUUCUUCUCCAAUCGUGUGCGUCCAACGGAGCUGUCAACCGUGGACAGCAGGCUCACUCAUGGAUUAUCAUCAGCGGCUUACAGCAGAUCCCUUUCUUGGUCACCAGCCUUAUCAAUAUGUAUACUCGAAGUGCCACCAGCCAUGGGAAGCUGUCAAGGUUUUCCGUCACACAAUUGAACCGAAUGUGCUCGUGGAACGCCCUCAUUGCUGGCCUGGUUCACGAUCAUUACUUCUCAGUUGGGUUCUAUCACGAGAUCAAUGCCAGCCAUGUCCGUGGAGACAAGUUCACCUACCCAUGCGUGCUCAAGGCUUGGACCAAUCUGCAGGACCCUUGGGAAGAUUACGCACGCCAACUGUUUGAUAAAAUGAUUGAGCGAGACGUUGUAUUGUGGAACUCGAUGAAUAGCGGGUAUGCGCAAAGAUGUAGAUUGUUGAAGCUUUGGAGGUGUUUCGGCUGAUGGCAGAAGGAAUCGAACUCAGCAACUAUACCACAACCGGGAUUCUGUCAGUGUUAGCAGCAAAGGGGGACGUUGAAAGAGGCAGAAAGAUUCGUAGUUAUGUUAGGGACCAUAGUUUACAGGACGAUGUUGUGGUAUGCAACUCCUUGGAUAGAUAUAUAUGGGAAAUGCAAGAGCUUCAAAGAGGCUAGGCAAGUAUUUGAUGAAAUGACGCAGAGAUAGGAUUUUCGUGGAACUCCAUUAUUUUAAACAAAUUUAUGGAAUUUUAUUUCUCAA